CUAAUGUGCAGAACCUCUUUCACGGCAUACGAAACGUUCUGAAUCUCGUCUUGUCUCCUGCUACUCUCGAGGUGCUUUUUGAGUGCUCCUCUCAAUCCUUAAAUCGUUAGCUAUUAAGAGUGACAAGGGUUGCGGAUGGCAAGCAAUGCCAGCUCUUCUAGGGAACUGUCCACGUUUAGAAACUCUAGUCAUUGAGGGUCUCAUUCACGAUGUGACGUCUAUGUGCGGCCCUUCACUCGGAUGUUGUCCAGUAAAAGUGAUGAAGAUUCACGGGUUUCAAGGAACGGUGAAAGGGAUGACAAUGAUAAAGCUUUUCUUGGACUAUUUGCCAUGUUUGGAGGAGAUGAGGGUCUAUGUUCAAGAAGAGAAUGAUAGUCCUGCUACAGAGCUAGAAGAAAACCAUGGAGUUUCUAAACGUGUCUUGGAGAUGUUCCAACUUUACAACAAGUCAUCGAGAUCGAGAUGCAAUGUUAAACUCAUGGUGGGCGAUGUUCUUUGCGUAUGAAGUGUCGCUGAAAAGCAAAACCCAUCUUCUAGUUUUUUUACUGCAGUUUUAAGUUUGUGAUUAACUAGCUGUAAAACCGUCUAGAACUACUGUAGUUUCUUCUUGCUUGCUUGCUUGAACUGCUAUAAAAAAAGAGAUAAAAAAAGUCUCUUUUUUUAU
Molecule: messenger RNA, 664 nt
Organism: Brassica oleracea var. oleracea
Lineage: Eukaryota; Viridiplantae; Streptophyta; Magnoliopsida; Brassicales; Brassicaceae
Product: putative F-box protein At3g58820
Exons: 3
Coding region: 146-505 (119 amino acids)
Source: RefSeq, a predicted model, not a curated record